AUGGCCACGUCUACGUGUUUUGCAUUAAAACAUCAGUAUUCUAUAAAAGCAUACACUUUUGUUGAUUCUAUGAGAUGCAUAAUAACAACUAAAGACAUGAAGCUCAUUAAUGAGAACUUAAAAAAUGCGAAAAAGAGUUAUUUCCCUUACAGUAGUUUCUCCAUGUCGGUUAUAUAUUAUCAUGAAGAACAGCUAAAAUUAUCAUUAGCCAUUCAACCUAUCAAAUCAGGAGCAACAAAAUAUGAUAGUAAAGGAAAGGUCAUGGCAAUUCCUCUCUUAUUCACCAUCAUAGCAUUAAUACCGACCUAUGUCAUUGCCUUUAGUCGAGGUGCCCCAGAUUACCAAUGUGAUUUUAUGAAGCCUGGGCAUGGAGCACAGUCUCUUGAUCCCUCACCAUUCACCAUUACAGUUUAUAGUGACAGACUUGCUCCGGGAUCACAAGUUAAAGUAAAUAUAUCAUCAAGUGAUUCGUCGUUGAUCAUGGGACUACUGGUUCAAGCAAGAAGUCGACUAGAACAGAGAUAUCUUGGUUCGUUUACAGUGGCGUCUGCUGGGACAAGAGCAACAUGUCCAGCUAAAAAUGGAUUAACACACGCUCGAAGAUUGAAUGUACCUAACCUAGUCAUGGCAUGGAAUGCUCCAGCUACGUUACAAAAAGGCGAUGAUAUAACAUUCAAUGUUACAAUAGUAGAGAAUGUACAGGUUUAUUGGCAGGGAAUAGAAUCGUUACCAAUUAAAGUUGAUCAGUCUGCUCCGGCUCUACCAUCAACAACAAAUAAUAUUCCAGUUGCUACAACACAAGCUUCACCCGUCGUCUUACACCCGAUACGAGCUACUGUGAUCAAGCCUAAUACGGAAUGUGGGAUAUCUGUUGGUUGUUUUCAAGAUUGUCACCAUGGGAAAUGUAGGUUUGCAAUAAACUGGCUGUCGGAGUCACCUCAUAUAACAUUUGAAAUGACUGCUAAUACAGAUGGUUCGGCUGAUAAAUGGAUUGCUGUUGGCUUCUCUGAUGACACUAAAAUGGGAGAUGAUUUAGUUAUUGAAUGUGUUGUUUCUGGAGGCCAAGUGGAAGUCCAUGUAUCAUUCAAUGAAGGGAAAGAAAAUAGAAGGGUCGAUGAAUUUACACACGCUCUGAUUCACCCAACAGGAUCUUAUAAAGAUGGUGUCCUGUAUUGUUCCUUCACUGUUGAUGUACAUGUUGAUUUUGGAAAACAGUUUACAUUACAUCAUUACCUUAUGUUUGCUGAAGGUGAUUCACGCGAUGGGCGUAUUUUACCUCAUUUAUUGACAACAUUACCAAUGGUCAGUGUUAAUAAGGUUGAUUUCCAGUCUGUUCGAUUGUUAGGUAUUGAGGAACCACAAUUUCCACUGGUAAAAGCACAUGGAACAUUAAUGAUGAUUGGCUGGCUCGUGCUAAACAGUAUCGGUGUGGUAUUCGCUCGAUAUGCAAAACCCUUGUGGGGAAAUAAAACACCGUUUGGUAUCAAAAUAUGGUUCCAUACUCAUAGAAUAUGUAUGAUAUCCACUCUGAUUUUAACUUUAUUGGCGUUACUAUUAAUAGUUAUAGAAGUCGAUGGAAUAAGCAAGAUGCCAGAUAUUCCGGGAAGAUUAUACUGGCAAUUUCAUCCUGUGAUAGGUUUUAUUGUCGUCAUCUUAACUAUUGCCAAUCCCAUAAUGGCAUUGUUUAGACCGGAUGGCGAUGCCCCAAAACGUUACAUAUUCAAUUGGUGUCAUAAAUCAGUUGGUUUUACAAGCUUUGCUUUAGCAGUUAUUGCUGUUUUCAUCGGUUUGGACUUAAAUAAAAGUAAUGCUCCAAAAGCGUUUGUAGCUAUAAUGGUUAUUUAUAUCAUAUAUAAAACUGUUUUUAUAAUUUUAAUGGAAGCAUUACCAUUAAUUGUUAAAUUUAAAGAAGAAAAUCAUGAAAAAGCAUUCAAACAUGGUAAAUGCAAACGUCAUAUCCGGUUAGGAUUAAUUGGAAUAUCAUGGAUCACAUAA
This is a messenger RNA of Lottia gigantea (owl limpet), 1995 nucleotides long. RefSeq lists its product as hypothetical. The record is from RefSeq and is a predicted model, not a curated record. The transcript has 16 exons. Gene Ontology annotation, molecular function: oxidoreductase activity, acting on metal ions. Lineage: Eukaryota; Metazoa; Mollusca; Gastropoda; Lottiidae. Bases 1 to 1995 code for a protein of 664 amino acids.